AUGUCAAUCAUCAAAAAUAAUAUUAAUUUAAUAUUCCGAUGUCACAGAUUAUUAUCAACACACAAUAAGAACGAUAAAAAAAAUAUUAUUUUAUCAUCAACACAAUUAAACACAGCAAUUAAAGAUCUUAUUGCUGCUAAAAAAUAUAAACAAGCUUUAGAUUUAUUCGAUGAAAAGUUUGAAAUAUGUAACGAUUAUACUAUUAGUAUGGCAAUAAAUGCUUGUAGUUUAAUCAAUGAUUAUAAUCGUGGUAUUCGUAUUCAAAAACAACUUCAAUCAAAUUCAUUGAAGAAUAAUUAUAUUCAAACAUCAUUAAUUCGAUUUUAUUCACAAUAUCACGAUAUGGAUAAUGCAAUUCGUCUAUUCUCUACAAUAACAAACAAAUCUAGUUAUAUCUGUACAGCUAUGUUCAAAGGCUUAAAAAAUAAUAAUAUGCCAGAAAAAGUAUUUGAUUUAUUAGAUCAAAUGACAUUUAAACCUGACAAUUAUACUCUUACAAUUUUAUUUAAUGUAUGUGCUCAAGUUGCUAAUGAUCGAGCAAUGAAAAUUGGAAGAAAACUUCUAGAUGAAAUGCCUGAUGAUUAUCGAAAUAAUAAUAUUGUAUUAAAUUCAGCAAUAGAUAUGCUAAUGAAAUUUGGUGAUGUUCAAAGUGCUGAACGUAUUUUUGAUUCA
This is a messenger RNA of Rotaria sordida, 672 nucleotides long. The record is from the annotation of a GenBank genome assembly. NCBI's taxonomy places the organism in Eukaryota, Metazoa, Rotifera, Eurotatoria, Philodinida, Philodinidae.